Gossypium raimondii (Peruvian cotton) is the source of this 3627-nucleotide messenger RNA. Its product is annotated as receptor-like protein kinase. Gene Ontology annotation, molecular function: ATP binding; protein kinase activity; receptor serine/threonine kinase binding. Bases 176 to 3532 code for a protein of 1118 amino acids. The record is from RefSeq and is a predicted model, not a curated record. NCBI's taxonomy places the organism in Eukaryota, Viridiplantae, Streptophyta, Magnoliopsida, Malvales, Malvaceae. The transcript has 2 exons. Gene Ontology annotation, biological process: protein phosphorylation.
UCUCUCUUCACUUCAAAUUGCUGCUGGUCAAUGACUGCUUGGACUUUGGUCUUGGUGAGUUUUCCACCCAUCUGCACUCUCCAAGUUCAUACAUACAUGCGUGUAUAUAUAUAGAGAGAGAGAGUAUGCAUUAAGAAAGGUAAGAAUCUAUAUCCUUGUUACCCUUUGGAGGAGAAUGAUGAAAGGUAACUUUCUCUUGCCAUUAACCUUGCUCUUGUGUUUCUUGUUUUUAGAACAAAACACUGGUCUUGUUGUUUAUGCUUUGAAUUCUGAUGGGGAAACCCUGUUGUCUUUGUUACCUCACUGGUCAGCCUUACCUUCUUCUUUAACCUCUUCAUGGAAUGCUUCUGAUCCAAAUCCAUGCAAAUGGGUUGGUGUUGAAUGUGAUUCUAAAACCCAUAAUGUCCUUACACUUAACCUUACAAACUUUGCCAUUUCAGGCCAAUUGCCACCUCAAAUUGGUGCUUUACACCAUUUGAACACCCUUGAUUUGAGCAACAAUAGGUUCUUUGGUCCAAUACCCUCAGCUUUGGCCACUUGUGGUUCCCUUCAAUACUUGGAUUUGUCUAACAAUGAACUCAUUGGACCAAUACCUAAUACUUUCAAUUCCUUGCAAAAGCUGAAUUACUUGAACUUGUUUUCCAAUUCCUUGAGUGGUGAAAUACCAGAAACAUUGUUUCAUGUUACUGGUUUGGAGUACGUGUAUUUGAAUAAUAACAACUUGAGUGGUUCAAUACCUAUGAAUGUUGGUAACUUGAGCGAGCUUGUAGCUUUAUAUUUGUAUGAAAAUGGGUUGAUAGGUACCAUACCAGAGUCAAUAGGGAACUGUAGUGAACUACAAGAACUUCUUUUAGAUGGGAACUAUUUUGUUGGGGGUUUGCCUUCCAGUAUUAUGAAUCUCCAGAACUUAAUGUCUUUGUAUUUGAGUCACAACAGUUUCAAUGGUGAAAUCCCAAGUCCUACCAAGUGUAAAAAUUUGAGUGUUUUGGAUUUAUCAUUCAAUAGUUUCAAUGGGGGGAUACCACCAGGGUUAGCCAAUUGUAGCAGCUUGACUGAGCUGGUUAUUGUACAUAGUAACUUAACAGGUUAUAUUCCUUCUUCAUUAGGCUUAUUAGAUCAGCUUUUAAAGCUUGAUCUUUCUGAAAACCAUUUAUAUGGUGAAAUCCCAUUUCAGCUUGGGAAAUGUAAGUCUUUGAAACAGUUAUUAUUGUAUGAUAAUCAACUCAAAGGUGAAAUCCCAAAUGAAUUAGGGAUGUUAAGUGAGUUGAAUGAUCUUGAGUUGUUUAUGAACCAUUUGAGUGGUGAGAUUCCUAUUAGUAUUUGGAGGAUUCCAAGCUUAGAGUAUUUACUUGUUUAUAAGAACAACCUAACAGGGGAAUUGCCUUUAGAGAUCACUGAGUUCAAGCAAUUGAAAAACAUUUCGUUGUACGAUAAUCGUUUCUUCGGGGCCAUACCUCAGAAUUUGGGGAUCAAUGCUAGUUUACAGCAGUUGGAUUUCACAAACAAUAUGUUCAGUGGUACAAUCCCUCCAUUUCUUUGCUUUGGAAAGAAGUUAAGGGUGUUGAAUUUGGGUCAAAAUCAGCUUACCGGCAGUGUAACCGAUGAUAUCGGAGGCUGUAAAACUCUGUGGAGAUUGAUCCUUAAGCAGAAUAACCUCAACGGUGUGCUGCCCGAGUUUGCAGAGAAUACAAAUCUUGUACACAUGGAUAUUAGUGAAAAUAACAUCUCCGGUCCAAUUCCAUCCAGCUUGGGGAACUGUAGAAAUCUUACUUCUAUAAAUUUGUCCAUGAACCGGUUCACGGGAUUUAUACCUUCGGAGUUAAGCAACCUAGUAGAUCUUCAGACUUUGAAUGUUUCUCACAACCUUUUACAAGGUUCUUUGCCAUCUCAGUUGUCAAAUUGUGGCAGAUUGGUAGAGUUCGACGUGGGGUUUAAUUCACUGAAUGGUUUGAUUCCAAAUGCUUUGACAAGCUGGAAACAGCUGUCAACUCUUAUUCUGAGUGAAAACCGAUUUACAGGUGGCAUUCCGUCUUUCUUGUUGGAACUCGAAAUGCUUUCGGAGCUGCAGCUCGGGGGAAAUCCGUUUGGAGGUAGUAUUCCUUCGUCGAUCGGAGCUAUGAAGAAUCUGAUUUAUGGCUUGAAUUUGAGCAGCAAUGGUUUGACUGGAGAGAUUCCGUCGGAGCUAAGAAAUCUGUUCAAGCUGGUUAGAUUGGAUUUAUCUAAUAAUAAUCUAACAGGGACUUUAAUAGUUCUUGAUGGAAUGGAUUCCUUGGUUGAGGUCAAUGUUUCCUACAAUCACUUCAGCGGUCCAAUACCGACAACAAUGAUGCGUUUCGUGAACUUGUCCCCAUCAUCUUUCCUCGGCAAUCCUGGGUUAUGCAUUUAUUGUCUUUCAUCAGGUGAGGAAACUUGUCCUACAAGCAAUUACCUUAAUCCUUGUAAUGAAAUGAAAAAUCAAAGGGGCCUUACCAAAUUGCAAGUUGCAAUGAUAGCCCUCGGUUCGUCUCUACUCGUUGUGGCACUCCUAGUUGUGGCUUCGACAUUCAUUUUCUGCAGGAUAGAAAAGCAAGAAAAUGAGAUCUGUGUCGAAGAAGGCGCAUCGACCUUAUUGAACAAAGUGAUGGAAGCUACCGAGAAUCUAAAUGAGAGGUAUAUUAUCGGCAGAGGAGCACAUGGAGUCGUUUAUAGAGCAUCAUUGAGUCCAGGGAGUGAUUUUGCUGUAAAAAAGAUCAAUGUAGCAAAGCAUAAAGGAGGAAACCGAAGCAUGGUUCGAGAGAUCAAAACUAUUGGGAAAGUUAAGCAUCGAAACCUGGUGAGAUUAGAAGAUUUUUGGUUGAGAAAAGAUUAUGGAUUACUCUUAUACAGGUACAUGCAAAAUGGGAGCCUACAUGAUGUUUUACAUAAUAAUAAUGAUCAUACAACAAAUGAGGCACAAAUCCUGAAAUGGAGUGCUCGGUAUAGAAUAGCACUAGGAACGGCUCAUGGGUUGGAAUAUCUCCAUUAUGAUUGUGAUCCCGGUAUAGUUCAUCGAGACAUCAAGCCGGAAAACAUCCUCCUCGACUCCGAUAUGGAACCGCAUAUCUCCGAUUUUGGAAUUGCUAAGCUCCUCGACGAGUCUGUGGCUUCAGAACCGUCGAUGGUAGUUGCGGGCACGGUUGGAUAUAUAGCUCCAGAAAAUGCAUUCAGAACAACAUGGAGCAAAGAAGCGGAUGUGUAUAGCUAUGGGGUGGUUUUGCUCGAGCUGAUAACCGGGAAGAGGGCAUUGGAUCCAUCAUUUAUGGGGGAGACCGAUAUCGUGGGGUGGGUCAGAUCAAUUUUGAGCGGCGAAAUCGAAACCGAAAUCGGGAGGAUCGUGGAUUCGAGGAUUGUGGAUGAGUUGGUGGAAUGGGAAGUGAGGGAGCAGGUUAUUGAUUUGGUUUUGGUAGCUUUGAGAUGUACUGAAAAGGAACCAAGCAGAAGACCUGCAAUGAGAGAUGUUGUGAGGCAGCUCUUAAACACCAAACACCCUAGAAAGUCUAAACGUCAGAGCUAAGAAAUUAGCUGGAAAUUCUACUUUUUGAUUAUCAUUCUCAUAAUUUGAAGGGAAUACUAUCUACGUUUUAAUUCAAUAAUGUCCAUUAGUCUCUA